Amphibalanus amphitrite is the source of this 2063-nucleotide messenger RNA. RefSeq names its product protein CLP1 homolog. Gene Ontology annotation, cellular component: mRNA cleavage factor complex; nucleus. The record is from RefSeq and is a predicted model, not a curated record. The transcript has 2 exons. Lineage: Eukaryota; Metazoa; Arthropoda; Thecostraca; Balanomorpha; Balanidae. Gene Ontology annotation, molecular function: polynucleotide 5'-hydroxyl-kinase activity. Gene Ontology annotation, biological process: tRNA splicing, via endonucleolytic cleavage and ligation. Bases 373 to 1662 code for a protein of 429 amino acids.
CGUCGCUUUUGCCGUCUUUAAAACCGGUUGACAUGUGUUCUAUUUUUAGGGUUAUUUUCGAUUUACACGCCAAUGGCCAAUCAAAAAAUUCAAGGACAAAUUUGCCCGUCUCCAUUGGACGUUUAAAUUCAGAACCCUUUACGGAUUGGUCGUCAAUUCGUUGUCACCGCUUUUGUCAUAUUUAGAACAUUUUUAUACGAAUUGCUCGUUCCUAGCCUGUGAUAAACUGGGAAGUGGCGUGGAGAAAAUAUUGCAAUUAUUUUUGUGAAAGCGGCAGUAAGUUCACUCAAUAUACCCUGGCAGUAAGCACGAUAAUAGAUAUACUAUGCGCGGGAGGUACACUGGCAGUAAAGUACCCAAUAAGUGGCAAGCAUGAGUGAUCAAAGUGGUAAAAAUCCACAAGAGGUUGUCCAGGAGUUUCCUCUUGAAUCAGAUUCAGAGCUCCGCUUUGAAGUCCUGGAGCAAAACAAAAAGGCUCAGGUCACCCUGGAACUCACUGCAGGUCUUGCAGAAAUAUUUGGCACAGAACUUGUCCGCAAGAAGAUCUACACUUUCCGCGCUGGUGCUAAGGUAGCCGUUUUCACGUGGCAGGGGGCGCAUGUGCGCCUGCGAGGUCCUACAGAUGUUGCCUACGUGGCCAAGGAGACUCCUAUGGUGAUGUACCUGAAUACCCACGCGGCGCUGGAGCAGAUGCGCCGGCGGGCCGAGAAGGAGGGCGGCCGCGGACCGGUCUGCAUGGUGGCCGGCCCCACGGACGUCGGCAAGUCGACGCUGGCCACUCUGCUGGUUAACUACGCGGUGCGCGCCGGCCGGCGGCCGCUGCUGGUCGACCUGGACGUGGGCCAGGGCGCCAUCUCCGUGCCGGGCACCAUCGGCGCCAUGAUGGUGGAGCGCGUGGCAGCCGUCGAGGAGGGUUUCACGCAGACGGCGCCCAUCGUUUUUCACAUGGGUCACAAGAGUCCGGGCGACAACACGGCAUGCUACCGGCUACUGGCCAGCAAACUGGCUGAAACAGUCAGCGAGCGGAUGCGCGCCAACCGGCGCUGCGGCGCCAGCGGCUGCGUCAUUAACACGUGCGGCUGGGUCAAGGGCGAGGGCUACAAGGCGCUGACGCACAUGGCGGUGGCGUUCGAAGUGGAUGUGGUGCUCGUGCUGGACCACGAGCGGCUCUACAACGAGCUGGUGCGCGACAUGCCCAACUUUGUCGAGGUGGUGUUCCUACCCAAGAGCGGCGGCGUCUCGGAGCGCAACAAGAUGCAGCGCAUGGAGGCGCGAGACGCGCGCAUCCGCAGCUACUUCUACGGCCAGUGCGGUGAGCUCUACCCUCACUCGUUCGACGUCAAAUUCUCCGACGUCAAGGUGUUCAAGAUCGGCGCGCCCAAGAUCCCCGAGUCGGCCCUGCCGCUGGGCAUGAAGAUCGAGGACAACGACACGAAGGUGGUGCCGGUGGCGCCGGGCCCGGCGCUGCUGCACCACCUGCUGGCCGUCAGCUACGCCGAGUCGGCCGACGAGGACCUCAUCACCACCAACAUGGCCGGCGUGGUGUGCGUCACCGCCGUGGACGUGGAGAACGAGACGCUGACGCUGCUGUCGCCGCAGCCGCGGCCCCUGCCGCGCUCCAUCCUGCUACUCUCCGAGGUGCAGUUCAUGGACUCUCAGUAGGCGGCGGCGGGGAUCGGGCUGGACUGCGAGUGUGUGCACUGCGGUGAGCUGGGGAUGCAGUGCACUGCGUGAGUGGACGGAUUAACUGAAUUUGUGCCGGAUGGAUAUUGUGAGGGUCAGUUGUGUACAUUGUGUAUUUAUGCGCCACGUUCAUGCUCGGAUUCACUACGUUUAGUAAAGUUGGCACUUUCUUUAGUCUGGUUAAUCGCAUUCCUGUGCGAACACGGAAACCUUUUACGGUCAAUUUUGUUUGUUUAAUGUGUGUUGUUAGUCAGAUCAUGAGCUAUUUUGGUUUGUAAAAGAAACAUUCAACUCUCACGCGUAUGAAUUUGCGUAUGCCUACAUGCCCAUAUGAAUGCUUGCAUAACUCAUGUUUGCUAUAAAAAUAAAAUGAAUUAAAA